Adineta ricciae is the source of this 357-nucleotide messenger RNA. The record is from the annotation of a GenBank genome assembly. Lineage: Eukaryota; Metazoa; Rotifera; Eurotatoria; Adinetida; Adinetidae.
AUGACUCGAACUCGACAAACUCGAGGAAUACAACAUACUACAACCACCAAUUCUAUUUCUGCAUCAACCUAUGACGAUCUUGACGAAGAUAUCGAUGGAAAUGGGAUUGAAAACGAUCAAAGAAUGGACGAAGGUGAAGUUGAACACGAUGUAUCAAUGAACGAUGAUGAAGAAAAAGUCAAUGAUGGUACUGUUAUCGAUAACGUUAUUACUAAUGAUACUCAAAAUGGUGCAAAGAAGUUGAAAUCAAAUGUAUGGCAGUAUGUAGAAAAGCUUAAAAAUGGAACGGCUAAAUGUUUCAAAUGUAAAUCUUAUAUUAAGACCGCUAAUGGUGCAACAUCUACAUUAAGAAAGUAG